Molecule: messenger RNA, 546 nt
Organism: Leptidea sinapis
Lineage: Eukaryota; Metazoa; Arthropoda; Insecta; Lepidoptera; Pieridae
Product: protein transport protein Sec61 subunit beta-like
Exons: 1
Coding region: 108-401 (97 amino acids)
Biological process (GO): intracellular protein transport
Cellular component (GO): Sec61 translocon complex
Source: RefSeq, a predicted model, not a curated record
AUUCCAUUCAAUUUGCCGAGAUUUUAGGUAGAACCUACAGUUAAUAGUAUUAAUCUGUUUCGACUGAGACCAGUAUUUUUAAAUUCCCGAUAAUCUAAAAAGAAAACAUGCCUGCCGCUCCAAGUUCAACAUCAGUUGGCUCAGGCAGUCGCUCUCCAAGCAAAGCAUCAAUUGCUCCCAGAGCUUCUAGUGGAGGCACUGUUAGACAAAGAAAAACAACCACCACAGCAACAUCUGCAAGAAAUCGUGCCACAGGCGCUGGUUCUGGUGGCAUGUGGCGCUUUUACACAGAUGAUUCUCCUGGUGUUAAAGUAGGACCAGUUCCAGUGCUAGUUAUGUCCCUUCUAUUUAUUGCAUCUGUAUUCAUGUUACACAUCUGGGGAAAAUACACAAGAGCCUAAAAAUUAAAGACUGUACCUAUGUGCUGGAAUGUAUUGUUGUGAGAAUGAAGAUAAGGGUGAUAAAUUUUAUGUUCUUAAAAAUUGUUUGUAAUUUAGUUUCAGAUUUAAUAAAUAGUUUUAAGGAUAAUAAUUUAUUGUGUAAGUU